Messenger RNA from Amoebophrya sp. A120, 4549 nucleotides. The record is from the annotation of a GenBank genome assembly. Lineage: Eukaryota; Dinophyceae; Syndiniales; Amoebophryaceae.
AGAUCUUACUAGCGUAAAAAACAUUUAAGAUUACCAUGCACAGACAUAGGAAGAGAACAAUCCUGAAGAAGCUGCACGCCCAUCUUUGCGGUUGUUCCAACACGAAAGUCGACUGCAGCCACAUCUAGAACGCUUUUCAGAUAAGGCCGCAUCAUCAAAAUCAAGAAUGAGUGAAGCGGGCAACCCCUACGGGGCGGACGAUGUCGAUGAAGACGAGAAUCAGUCCAACGUCGGCAAUCCUUACGGCGAGGACGAAUCCGUCGCAGAUGAUGGCAACGAUAACAACCCCUACGGCGCGGAGGCAAACGCCGACAACGCCCGGGAUCUUCACAUGCAAGAAGACGAGGAGGACCCGGAUGCGAACCCCUACGGCGUGCCGUUGUCGCAAGGACCGUCAGUCGCGGGGGACAGUGCGAAUCCGUACGGAGGGGGAGGUUCCUCCGCGGCGGUUGCCUCGACUCCCGCGGGCAACAGAAAUCCCUACGCGCCGCCAUCGAGCGUAGCACCAGGCCGGGUCGCCGCCGGGGGGAACAAUAACUCAUCUGUGCGGCUGCCGGUAUUUACAUAAACUGUGUGAAGAACCUUUCUUGUUUCCGGUCACGUCUAUCUAUGUAUGAUCGUGCCUGAGUUCUUAAGUGAGUACGUAAAGCAAAGUAAAAAUGUCAUUAUCAGGCCGACGGUACGCCCGCGGGGCUCGAGAAUCCCUACGGGCAGCACGACACGGUGUUCACGCCCAAUAGCCGAGACCGGGCGCGACUCAACGUUAAUGCGAAUAAUCUCGGGUCUGUUUCCAACAACCAAGCGGGUGGUGCGGUGUCAAGUUCUUCGGUUCUCGCGGGAGGUCGAGGAGUUAUAAACACGAAUCAUCGGAAUGUAAUUGUAAAUGACCAACCCAGCAGAAAUAAUAAUCCCAACAACGACUCCAAUAUACAAAACGAAUCGAUGGGACAGGAGCAUUAUCCUGUGCAAAAGUAUCGUACUCGUACUAAUUGCAAUUUUGCAUGACAAAUGUUGUUCUUAAGGUAAAACAGCAUGACAAGUUCCAGCUUUCAUGCUGAGCAAAUUUGUAAUGCCAUUUAUACUAGUACGAUAAUUUUGCAAUGCAUAAGCAUGACUCGAUGCGGCAAGAGCAGAAUAUUGAAUCGCUCAGACAGGACGAUGGAGACAACAAUUCUUCGGUAUUAGAUUCGAGAUCCGGGGCGGGGAUAAACAACAAUCGCAAUGUAAAACUGCCGCCCGGAGCAGGUCCUGGUGCAGCUGCCGGUUCCAGCAGCAGCAACGUCGGAAGUGACCUGCAGAACCAGAACCUCUUGCCGCAGUUCCGAGAUGGUGACAGUAGUGAUGCCGGGCCGGGUAUCAACUGUAAAAAUGUCUGGGUCGGGAAGGUUUCAACUUGUGAUGCUAUCUUCGGAUCCUAAGAACAUUUGUAUUGCAUGACCGCAAGAAGAGGAGCUCAUUUUGUGUUACGCCGGAAGGGAAUUUAUCAUGCGGAAUAGGCAUCAGGAUGCCCUUUAAAAGUCUGUGAUGCUAGGCCAUGCUUUACAAGCAUCAUGGGUCAUGCAAAAUAUGCAUGACAAACCUGGCAACCUUCCAGACCCAGACAUUUUUGCAUUUGAUACCAGGCGCGGGUGCACGGCAAGACAGACAACCCCCGCAGCAGCCCGAUGUCGACGACGAGAACUACAUCCCACCACAAACAACGGACAUCUUCAAGGGAAAUGUGAAGCAGCAAAAAGUCGGCCGACACGCGCAUUUUGAGAAAAGCGACGGGCUAGAUGAAAGUGGACAAGGAGUUGCGCAGUCUGGUGGCGUCUUCAACAACGCGAAUAACCAGAACAAGAGCAAUAGCGGUAUCAAUAAAAGAAACCCAAACAACCUCGCAAUGUCGGUUUUUGACACGAUCUUGGAAGGAAAUGAGGACGAAGAUGUUCUUGAAAAGGGCACGGAUAACGACGGAGGAGUAGGAGAUCAGAACGGGGGAAUAAACGACAAGAAUAACGCAACUACAGGGGGAAAUAAUGCAGCGGGAAACGACAUCGAUCUAGACGAUAUCGACGAAGACCAAGAACAGGCGAAGUUGCUGGAUUUGAUCCGCAAGUUUAAAAUCGCGUGGACCAACGAGAAACACUGUCCCGAGGUGACGCCCUUCGAUUUUGAGUUGCUGCAAGACUUCAACGAGGAACUAGAUGUGCAGGAGGAGGUUUUGAAGGAAUUGAGUAACAGCACCGCGUAUGAACUGCAAAAUUACAUCGUGCCUCCUAGUAGAAAUUGCAAUACAACUUUGCUUGCAUGGCGGAUGGAAUUUGUAAUGCUGAUUUAGCCCACGAAAAUCAAAAUGUCAUGCCUAGCUGCAAUUACUAGUACGAGUACGAUACUUUUGCAAUGCAUGUCGUAGCUUCAAUGUCCUUAAACCAGCCGAUCAACGCCUAUUUGGACGAAUUAGACGGCGAGGAUGAGCUGUUUAUCCCGUGCAAAAGUAUCGUACUCGUAUUGCAAUCAUGCAUUACAAAUCUUUUUCUUGAGGUAAAUCAGCAUUACAAGUUUUAUUUCUCAUGCUGAGGAAGUUUGUAAUGCAUUUACACAAGUACGAAUACGAUACUUUUACAGUUGAUACUGUUCCGGAAAGAACAAGAAUCCGUAGCGUUACUCGACCUGCACUACUACCGCUACAUCUUGAAGGACUACAUCCGGCUGAGAAUCCGGAAAAUCGAGGAGCACGCGCUGUUCUACGCGACUGACGCCCGCGCCAGGGACCAGUUGUCCGAACGAGAAAGAAUUGUAGCGGAGAGGUUGUGGGAAGCACAAAAGUUCCACUUCUAUGAACUGCAAAAGUAUCGUAGUACUCGUAGUAUUGCAAUACAAAUUAGGUCGGCAUGAUGAAAAAUGGAAUUUGUCAUCUUGAUUUAGCUUGAGCAAGAAACUUGUCUUGCAUGACUGGGAUUAGUACGACUACGAUGCUUUUGCACAGGAUAACUUCGAGCACCGACUGAUUUCGCAGCUGCCGCAACGUACAGUUUUUUCCUACAUACAUGAGACAGAUACAGAAGUACAAGUAACAGUAAGAUGCCAAUGCGACAAGCUGCAUGACAAACGGCCUGCUGUGUUGCGACACUCAGCAACAGAAAGAAUUCUAUGAACAAAUGAAAACGACCCUCCAGGUGGCUGGAUCAUGGAUGUGGAGGGUUUUGAAGCGAAGCAGACACUAUCCCGCAUGUCCAAGCCGAAAUUUUUAUCCGGGGUAGAAAAUAUUAACGUAGUACCCCUACUUACCCGCGUCGCAGUCAACAUCAUUCUUGCUACAACACAAAUCAACAACAACAAAUUGUGGUUGUCGUGCUGCAUGCGAACCUUGGAUCUGUAAAUGUAGUCGUGGUAGUUACAGUUGCGCAGGAGGCGCAUGAGAAGUCGACGUUCGAAAUCGAAUCCUGAUCUGCAUGACAAACAUGAGAUAAUUGUGGGUAAGUACGCUUUGACGCAGGAUAAUUCGAGCAGUCGGUAUUUUGCGAGGUGGUCGACCCCUUGGGAUUCACCGUCCACCGAAAGAGACACGGGGAUAAUGUUCCAACGCCGCAGACGAGUCAUGGACGUACUUAUUUAUCCUUUGCCUUACUCCCGUUUUUGUCAUGCAGAAUUCGCAUUAAAUUCCUUGUCAUGCAGAAUUCGCACCUAGUGCAGGAUAAAUGAUGAUGAUGAUGAUGAUGAUUCUUUGUGAUGCAAAGUCGUGUAUGUACUUUAUGCUUCUCAACACCAGGCCACUCCAGCGGCCUGAACCUGAACACCACUACCGGUAGCAGCCCGGCGAUGCCGGGGCUCCCGUCCAUGAGCAGCCGUCUCGGCAUAUCCUGAGUAAAAACGUUCCCACCCCAGAGUUGUCAUGCAAAUGCGCAAUGACAGGAACAUUUGUAAUGCGCAGCCCAAGGAGAGGCAUUUCCAAUCGUGUUUUGGAAAAAUCUGUAAUGCUGUAAACAGGAUGAGAAAAUGACUUUCUCAUGCGGCUUCCCUUACCAACCAGCACUACACUGCAGAGGGAAACUUGUCAUGUACAGUUCCCAAAGCUUGGAGAUUUGUGUUGCUAGAUUCCCAACUUGACUAUGGGGUGGGGACGUUUUUACACAGGAUACGGCAACCGGCAUUCCAGCAGCGCGUCUUCCGGAACGGGCGGCUCCUCCGGUUUUGCCAGUGGCAUGGAUCCUAUCUUGGUGAAGAUGGAGCACGGGAAGCGGUUUUUGAUCGAGUACAAACUGAUUCGCGACGCUUUUCACGCGAAAAAAGUCAUUUUGAUCUAAAAAUCGCGACGGUGUCUACUUUGCUGACAGGAAACAAGCGUGUUAGCUCUCCCGGCGCUGCUUGCCAGCAUCGCAGCUAUUGCUGUCAAAAUAAGUACUUAGCCAGCCACUACACCCUCUACACAGGAGACAUUUUGCAAAAAUUGUGCACAAAUAAAAGAACCUUUUGCAGUAGUAGUUCGACGUCGUGCACUUCUUUGAAGAUGCCUUAAUACUUCCGCAUUCAUCAUUGUGAAAAGAUCAGCUUUCACAAUUUUUUCAAG